Molecule: messenger RNA, 676 nt
Organism: Xiphophorus hellerii (green swordtail)
Lineage: Eukaryota; Metazoa; Chordata; Actinopteri; Cyprinodontiformes; Poeciliidae
Product: SH3 domain-binding glutamic acid-rich-like protein 3
Exons: 3
Coding region: 23-454 (143 amino acids)
Cellular component (GO): cytoplasm
Source: RefSeq, a predicted model, not a curated record
GGUCAGACAAGUGGGUGUGUCCAUGCAGGAAGGUAAACUCUGUCUAAACCUGUUCACCUUGCCUGCUGCUUCAGCAAGCCCACAUACCUUCAGACAGCAUACUGCAACAUUCUCAGGGUGGUUUCUCUCUGAAAACCUCAGUUUUUGUCCAUAUUGGCGUUUUACUUUUGGAAUAGCAGACAUGUUGACGGUGUACAUGGCCAGUGUGAGCGGUUCUUUGGAGGUGAAGAAAAAUCAAGAACGAAUCUUCUCUGUCCUCACUUCUAAGAAAAUUGCCUUCAAACAGGUGGAUAUUACUCAGAACAUUGAGGACAAGAAUUUAAUGAGGAAGAAGGCAAACAAUCCAACUGCACUUCCUCCACAGAUAUUCAACGGAGAUGUAUACUGUGGAGACAUUAAUGCAUUCAAUGAAGCGAUUGAGAAUGAAGAACUUGAGAAGUUCCUCAAGCUAUAAAGGGAAUGCUGAGCAGCAAUGUGGGAGUUUCGGGAACAUACUAAUGGAAUUCGCUGCACAAACUAUUAUGAAAGAAUAUCUUUUUGCUCAUCUAUCUUUCAUAGAGUAUGCUUUAUUGCUUCAAGAUGCCAAGAAGGGUUGCCUUUUGAGAAAAACGUGGGAUUUUGGGUAGCAGCACAUUUUGGAAUGUUGUAAAAGUGAAAUAAAGUGUUUCAAAACUGU